CUUCUUGUGAAAGUAAAAUUAAGUUUGUCCCAGGAACUUUGCCGUACUUAGCAGCUGUAUAUUGGGGGUGACAGAGGAAAUCUAUCUUUGUGUUCGUCUUCCUUUUUUAAGGAGACUACCCCACGAGCUUCACGAAAUAUUUCCUCCUGAAUUAGUACGCAAAGCCCCGAAGCCUCGGCACAGCGUGGCCACCACGACCUUACUGGACUAAAACAUCAUUCAAUGAGUUUUCAUGUCCUGUUGAAACCCUGUACGAGUGCGCUGAAGGUACUCGGCCUAGUUUAGCGUAGCUUGCUAACCAAGAGGGGCGUUUGUUGUCACCGCAUUGCCAAGCAGAGAUCAAGUGUUGUUAUUGUCGUGUGAAAAUGUGUGCAAGAAGGACAGCAGCGUUCCAGGAGGAACUUGGCCGACUAAUGUUACGACAAAGUCAAAAUUUGGACGCUGUUUGCACGAAGCCUCAAGUUGGAUCGAGCUCAGCAGAUGACAGUGAGCAUCUUUGUCCUGAAAAGGAGCAGCAAGUACUUGGUCACAUUAAAGAGCAAGAGAAGGAUGAAGUCCAUCACUUUAAAGAGGAAGACACACUGCCAUCCCCUUACUUUAAAACAGAGGAGGAGGAGGAGGCUAUCACCAAGUUGCCAUCGACUGUUGUCCUUUUGAAGAGUGAAGAUAAAGAUAGUCCAAAUGAGGAGAACAGAGGGGCGCAGCCUCCAUGCAACAGCAGUUUCUCAAGUCAACACAUGACAACACAAGUUGAUGGAGACCACUGUGGAGAAUCACAAGCAGAUGGCUUCUUGGCUCCACUAUCAAAUAAUGAUGACACAACAUCACACUCUUCUGACUAUGAUGAUGGUGAUGGUGAUGAUGAUGAUGAACUGUCUGAUCCUCAUAAAGCAGAUCACACUGACAAGAAAGAUUGCAAAUGUUUUCAGUGUGGGAAACCUUUUGAAAAUCAGAGCAUUUUGAGACGACACAUGAGAACACACAAUGGAGAAAAGCCCUUUUCCUGCUCAGUUUGUGGUCACAGAUUCUCCGCAAGGUUAAAUUUAAGAAUUCACAUAAGAACACACACAGGUGAAAAACCUUAUGCAUGCUCAAUUUGUAGUCAAAGAUUCUCUGUGAAAGGGCACUUAAAACGACACACAAGAACGCAUACUGGGGAGAAACCUUUUGCCUGCUUUAUUUGUGGUACAAAAUUCUCUCGAAAGGAUCAUUUGGCAUUUCACACAAGAACACACACUGGAGAAAAACCUUUUGCCUGCUCUUUUUGUGGUAAAACAUUCACUAAAAAUGGAAGCUUAAAAAGACACAAAAGAAUGCACACUGGUGAGAAACCUUUCUCCUGCUUAGUAUGUGGGCAAGCAUUCUAUGAUAAUGGACUCUUAAAAACACACACAAAAACACACACUGGGGAGAAGCCUUUCACCUGCUUAGUUUGUGGUGAAGCGUUCUCUCAGAGUGGACUAUUAAAAAGACACACAAGAAAACAUAGUGGGGAGAAACCUUUUUCCUGCUCAAUUUGUGGUAAAGGAUUCUCUGGGAAGGCAGAAUUAAAAAUACACACAAGAAAUCACACAGGAAACAAACCUUUUGUCUGUUCAGUUUGUGGCCAGGGAUUUGCUCAGAAUGGACAUUUAAAAGCACACCGCAGAAAACACACUGGUGAGAAACCCUUUUCCUGUUCAAUUUGUGGUCAAUCAUUCUCUGAGAAUGCAAUCUUGAGAAGACAUAAAAGAACGCACACUGGGGAGAAACCUUUCAUCUGCUCACUUUGUGGCCAACGAUUCGCCCAGAAAGGGGGCUUAAAAAGUCACACAAGAGUUCAUACUGGAGAGAAACCUUUUGCCUGCUCUGUUUGUAGCAAGAGAUUCUCAGUUAAUCAAGAACUAAAAAGACACACAAGAAACCACACUGGAGAAAAACCUUUUGCCUGCUCUGUAUGUGGCCAACUGUUUACUCAUAAGCCACACUUAAAAUUACACACAAGAAAACACACUGGUGAAAAACCAUUUCCCUGCUCACUUUGUGGCAAGAGAUUCUCUUAUAAAGGAACCUUAAAAAGUCAUGGAAGAACACACACUGGGGAGAAACCUUAUUCUUGUUCAGUUUGUGGCCGACGAUUCUCUCAGAAGAAAUAUGUUAAGACACACAAAUGUGUAUGAAUAGCAAUGAUCAAUGAAGGUUUCGCCUCUCAUCUGAUCAGGCUUCAUCAGUUCAUGCACCAAGGCUAAAUAGGACAACCCUAUCCCAAUUCCUGUCCAAUAUUGAAGACAGCCACAACAAUGCAGUUGUGAUUGAUUCAAAGCUUUUAGAAAGAAAGAGACCUAAAAUAUUCAUAGACAUGAUCUUUAAUGCACUCACCGCUUCUUUUUCCAGUGAACAUGGAUAUUUGACUUCUACAUCUGUCAAUGGGAGUCAAUUAAAUUGAAUCUACUAUCUUUAAAUCUACAUUCUUGCAUGCUGCGAACUUUUUUAAGGGUCUCCUGCGGGCAAGUGUUGAAAAUUAGUACCAGUCCUAAAACAUUUGUAGCAAUAUUUCUGCUUUGUACAAUCUUUUUGUUUUGUGCAUGUCUAAUAAGCAAACAGUAGAUUGAACCAGAGUGAGGGAAAACCUCUGACUGUGGGGUAAGAUAGAAAAGUGACAAUGGGAUCCUGAAUAAAAUGGACAGAUUUUCGAAUGUAACUAUAUCUCAAUCAUAUUGUAGAGUUUCUCAUCUAUGUGUUUGUUUGUUUUUAACUCUGCUGUCUGUUGACAUGUCAGCAUUGCUAAUGUGAGUCUGUUUUCAGUUAUCUUAUUUGGAUGAGUAAAAGCUUAAAUAGAAAUAAAUGCAUUAAUAAAAUACUGUAACAGUUUGGAGAUUAACUUGUACAGUGAAGAAAAUAACCAUUUGAACACCCUGCUAUAUUGCAAGUUCUCCCACUUAGAAAUCAUGGAGGGGUCUGAAAUUUUCAUCGUAGGUGCAUGUCCACUGUGAGAAAAAAAAAAUCCAGAAAUCACAAUGAAUGAUUUUUUAACGAUUUAUUGGUGUGAUACAGCUACAAAUAAAUAUUUGAACACUUGAGAAAACCAAUAUUAAUAAUUGGUACAGUUGCCUUUGUUUGCAAUUACAGAGGUCAAACGUUUCCUGUAGUUGUUCACCAGGUUUGCACACACUGUAGGAGGGAUUUUGUCCCACUCCUCCACACUGAUCUUCUCUGGAUCAGACAGGUUUCUGGGCUGUUGCUGAGAAACACGGAGUUUCAGCUCCCACCACAGAUUUUCUAUUGCGUUUUUGUCUGGAGACUGGCUAGGCCAUGCCAGAACCUUGAUAUGCUUUUUACGGAGCCACUCCUUGGUUUUCCUGGCUGUGUGCUUCGGGUCAUUGUCAUGUUGAAAGACCCAAACAUGACAAAUCAAAAGGAUUGUGACAAUGUAGAUGACCAUCGUAGAAGCCAGGAAGCACAACAAGCUGACUGAGUUUCGGUGUUAAAACAAGACAUUGUAUCCUUCCAGAAUUUGGAGCAAUAAUGUUUAAUGGGACUUUCUUACUUCCCAGAGUUUAUUGUAGAUACAGUACUGUACUAUACAUUGCUU
This is a messenger RNA of Syngnathoides biaculeatus (alligator pipefish), 3571 nucleotides long. RefSeq names its product gastrula zinc finger protein XlCGF57.1-like. The record is from RefSeq and is a predicted model, not a curated record. Gene Ontology annotation, biological process: regulation of transcription by RNA polymerase II. The transcript has 2 exons. NCBI's taxonomy places the organism in Eukaryota, Metazoa, Chordata, Actinopteri, Syngnathiformes, Syngnathidae. Gene Ontology annotation, cellular component: nucleus. Gene Ontology annotation, molecular function: RNA polymerase II cis-regulatory region sequence-specific DNA binding; DNA-binding transcription factor activity, RNA polymerase II-specific. The coding region runs from base 366 to 2159 and encodes 597 amino acids.